Molecule: messenger RNA, 2160 nt
Organism: Diaporthe amygdali
Lineage: Eukaryota; Fungi; Ascomycota; Sordariomycetes; Diaporthales; Diaporthaceae
Exons: 7
Coding region: 1-2160 (719 amino acids)
Biological process (GO): amino acid catabolic process
Molecular function (GO): L-amino-acid oxidase activity; polyamine oxidase activity
Source: RefSeq, a predicted model, not a curated record
AUGGUACCGGAAAUUUGCCUCGCCGCACUGGCACUGGCUCAUCAUGUCUACUCUGCCUCCGUUUCCUCUCUCCCUGUCCGUCUAGAAACACGAACAGAUCUCACUUCACGCGCUGCGAAUAUACACGUCUCUUAUGACAAGCUUGUCGAGGGCGUGCUUGGCUUUACCUACGGAUCGUGCCUGGAUCGAGAGCAGACCGACUCGCACCAUGUCAUUGGACGUCACGCACCUUCGAGCGCCAGCCACCGGCUUGUCUGGGUGAUUCCUGAGGAUGCGUUUUCUGGCGGAUGUAUUUCAGCCUGGGAUCAAACUGGCGCACUGAUCGGAAGGAGUAAGCCUCAGCGACUUGCUUCGCAACGCAGCCGCAAAAGAGGGCUUGAGGAACUUCACAAGCGCUCUUCUAUGAAGAAGCGUGACGCUGGAAGUGACUCUAACGCAAUUCCGAUGUCGAACGCCAGCGGUAUCAACGCCUGGGGGCCUUGGUUUGAUGGCGUCGAAUUGCUCCAAUCCAAGAACCUCAGCGGUGUAGAAGUCAAUGAGGCCAAGAGCAAGAACAUUGCAAUCGUUGGUGCCGGGAUGUCUGGGCUCAUGACCUUUUUGUGUUUGAAACAGGCCGGUUUCGAAAACUUGGAGAUUAUUGAGGCCGGUGAGAGGCUUGGUGGCCGAGUCCACACGACGUAUUUGACCGGAGGACCGUUCGAUUACUCGUACCAGGAAAUGGGCCCAAUGCGUUUUCCUAAGACGUGGACCUCAUCAAAAAAUGAGACCUACAACAUCACCGAUCAUCAACUUGUUUUUCAACUAGCUGCUGAAAUGAACGAGCUAAACAACAAAGAUGCCAAUUGGAGCGUGGAUUUCAUCCCUUGGUAUCAGUCAAACAGCAACGGGCUUUAUUAUCAUAAUGGCAUUAGAUUAGACAAUGGAUUGCCACCCACUGUCGCGCAAGUUGCUGCCAACUCGUCUCUCUCCAUCCAGCCGGUCAACUUGCCAUCUACGGAUGCCCUUGAGGACCAGAUUGCAUCUGUUACAACCUCUGAUGAGUUUUACGCUGAGAUGGCAACGAACAUGUUCGCGGCCCAUAAGGAGUUCCUUGAAAGUGGUCUUAAUGGCCUUCCAGGCGACCAAUGGUCUGAAUUUGCCUAUAUGGUCAGCUAUCUUGGAGCAAACCUCAACGAUACUGACAUUGUCUCUGAUGGAGCUGGUGGUGAUUCAUUCUGGGACACGUGGUACGAUGGUCUUUAUUUCUCUGCCGCAACCUGGGCUACCAUUAACGGUGGCCUUUCGCGGCUCCCAGCGUCUUUCCAUCCGUUAGUAGACAACUACACCACAAUGGCUCGGAAGAUCGAGCGAGUAGGAUGGGACGCGGAGACGCAGAAGGUAAGCCUGCAGUGGCGUAACAACUACACCGACACGGUCUUCCAGAAUUCUACACACGACUACACCGUUGUUGCAGUCCCUUUCAGUGUUGUCAAAAACUGGAGAAUGCCUGAUCUCGGGUCAACGACCAUGUCCAAUGCCAUCACCAACAUGGCCUACGGAAUUGCUUGCAAGGUGGCAUUGGAGUUCGAAACUCGCUUCUGGGAGCACUUGGACAACCCUAUCUACGGCUCGUGUUCUACUUCGACAGAUAUCCCCGGAAUUGGCUCGAUCUGUUAUCCGUCGUACAACAUUAAUGGCACUGGUCCCGCAACCAUGCUCGGCAGCUACAUCAGUGGCGGCCAGUGGGGCGAGAGGUGGGCCUCUGCGACAGAGGAUGAGCAUGUGCAGUACGUGCUGCAAGCCAUGGCUGAGAUUCACGGCGAAGUCGUUCAAGAACAGUACACUGGCAAGUACGAUCGGCGAUGUUGGGUUCUCGAUCCUCUUGAGAGUGGUUCGUGGGCUAGUCCAUCCAUUGGCCAGCACCAGCUUUAUCUGCCAGAGUACUUCAAGACCCACAACAAUGUCAUCUUUGUUGGCGAGCACACAUCAUAUACGCAUGCUUGGAUUGCAUCGGCGCUUGAGUCGGGGAUCCGUGGCAGUGUGCAGUUGAUGCUCGAGCUGGGCCUUGUCGACGAGGCCAAGGCCACCGUGGAAAAGUGGAUGGCUCGUUGGAUUGAAGUGGGGCGCUAUGCCAAUGCCUUCAUAUUUAACGACUUGUCCUUGCUGGACUUCAAUAAUUAG